CGCAGAUAGUAUUUAAAGAAGGCUGCGUUAAAAGGACUUAAAAUGGCAGGAGAAGAUUCCUAUAUUAUGGGAGUAUCUGAUCCCCAAAUGUUUGCAAUGGAUCAGUUCAUGGGAAUGAAUGCAUUAUUUAAUAGUACAAAUUACAUCCCUUCAGACUUACCAAUCCGAACAGCAGAUGGACCAUAUCUUCAAAUCAUAGAACAGCCAAAACAGAGGGGGUUUCGUUUUCGAUACGUGUGCGAAGGACCUUCACAUGGUGGACUUCCUGGUGCUUCUAGUGAAAAGAACAAAAAAUCUUACCCUCAGGUCAAAAUCUGCAAUUAUGUUGGACCUGCAAAAGUAAUUGUCCAGUUAGUAACUAAUGGGAAAUACGUCCACUUACAUGCUCACAGCUUGGUGGGUAAAUUUUGCGAAGAUGGAGUGUGCACAGUUAAUGCAGGACCUAAAGAUAUGGUUGUAGGGUUUGCAAAUCUUGGAAUACUUCAUGUAACAAAGAAGAAAGUGUUUGAAACUCUGGAAACACGCAUGAUAGAUGCUUGCAAGAAGGGAUACAACCCGGGACUCCUGGUGCAUCCCGAACUCGGCUAUCUGCAGGCAGAAGGAUGUGGAGACAGACAGCUAACUGAACGAGAGAGAGAAAUUAUCCGCCAGGCAGCGAUACAGCAAACUAAAGAAAUGGAUCUCAGUGUCGUGCGCCUCAUGUUUACAGCCUUUCUUCCUGACAGUAAUGGCAGUUUCACACGGAAACUCGAUCCCGUUAUAUCAGAUGCAAUAUAUGACAGCAAAGCUCCCAAUGCCUCCAACUUAAAAAUUGUAAGAAUGGACAGAACAGCAGGGUGUGUGACAGGAGGGGAAGAGAUUUACCUUCUCUGUGACAAGGUUCAGAAAGAUGAUAUUCAAAUACGUUUCUAUGAAGAGGAUGAGAAUGGUGGUAUGUGGGAAGGCUUUGGAGAUUUUUCUCCUACAGAUGUACAUAGACAGUUUGCUAUCGUGUUCAAAACCCCCAAGUAUCGCGAUGUGAAUAUCACAAAGCCGGCAUCUGUGUUUGUGCAACUGCGGAGGAAAUCGGAUCUGGAAACAAGCGAACCAAAGCCUUUCCUCUACUACCCAGAAAUUAAAGAUAAAGAAGAAGUGCAAAGGAAACGACAGAAGCUCAUGCCUAACUUCUCUGAUGGCUAUGGUGGAGGCAGUGGCACCGGAGGUGGUGGCAUGUAUGGAGGGGGAGGUGGCGGUGCUGGCUCUGGGUUCAGUUAUCCUUCAUAUGGAUACUCUGCUUUUGGAGGGAUGCACUUCCACCCUGGCACAACAAAGUCCAGUGCUGGAAUGAAACAUGAAGGACUAUCAAAUAGCACAGCUGAACAAACCAGGAAGAGCUCUGAUAAACAAAGUGACAAAUGGGACAUGAAACAUGAUGUGAAGGUGGAAACUGUGGAGAGGACUGUGUGCAGAAUGUCUGCUGAUAAUGAGGAGAAGGAGGAUGCUGCUUCUUCCUGUAAAACUGAAGUAAAUGAAGCAGAUUUCAGGUGGCAGGAUUCUCUGUUCCUGGAGAAGGCCAUGCAGCUUGCCAAGCGUCACUGCAACGCUCUCUUUGAUUAUGCUGUGACUGGAGAUGUGAAGAUGCUGUUGUCUGCUCAGCGCCAUCUCACUGCUGUCCAGGAUGAUAAUGGAGACAAUGUCCUUCAUUUAGCAAUUAUCCACCUUCAUAGUGAGCUGGUGAAAAACCUCUUGGAAGUGAUGCCAGAUUUGAAUUACAAUGAUAUCAUUAACAUGAGAAAUGACCUCUAUCAGACCCCCUUGCACCUGGCAGUAAUCACAAAGCAGGCAGAGGUGGUAGAAGACUUGCUGAGGGCUGGAGCAGAUGUCAGCCUCCUGGAUCGCCAUGGUAAUUCUGUCUUACAUUUAGCUGCUACCGAAGGAGACGACAAGAUCUUGAGUCUGCUCCUCAAGCAUGAGAAGAUAUCUCCGAUGGUCAACCUUUCCAAUGGUGAAGGUCUCAGUGCAAUUCACAUGGUAGUGAUGGCAAACAGUAUGUCCUGCCUCAAACAGCUGAUUGCUGCUGGAGUUAAUGUCAAUUCUCAGGAACAAAAAUCUGGACGAACUGCAUUGCAUUUGGCUGUUGAACAAGAGAACAUCCCUUUGGCAGGCUGCCUUUUGCUUGAGGGUGAUGCAGAUGUGGACAGCACUACAUAUGAUGGGACGACUCCACUUCACAUAGCAGCUGGAAGGGGCUCUACAAAACUGACAGCAGUUCUCAAAGCAGCAGGUGCAAAUCCUCACAUUGAGAACUUUGAGCCAUUGUUUGAUCUAGAUGAUGUGAAAGAUGCUGAAGAUGAUGAUGAAGGGAUUGUGCCUGGAACAACACCGCUGGAUAUGGCAGCCAACUGUGAGGUGUAUGACAUAUUAAAUGGGAAACCCUACCAGUCAACAGAAGUUUCGGAGGAGUUGCUGACACGAGGAAACUUGAGAGAGCUGAAUGAAAGUUCCAAGAUGCAGCUUUAUAAACUAUUGGAAUUGCCUGAUCCUACCAAAAACUGGUCCACUCUAGCACAAAAACUGGGUCUUGGCAUACUUAAUAAUGCCUUCAGGUUGAGCCCUUCUCCAUCGAAAACUCUGCUAGAUAACUAUGAGGUCUCUGGUGGUACAGUUCAGGAGUUGAUUGCUGCUUUGAGGCAGAUGAAUCACACAGAAGCCAUUGAAGUCAUUCAGGAAGCACUAUCCAUCUCACACAGCCCAUCUCACCUGGAGAAGAGUACAGCAAAAGCUCUUCCGUCGCCAACACCACUCACCUUUGCAAGUGGAGAGAGAGGUGAGCUUUAUAACAGCAAAUUUCAAGACAAUGAAAGCACGUGUGACAGCGGUGUGGAGACCUCGUUCCGCAAACUGAGUUUUACUUAUUCAGACUCUCUGAACAGCAAGUCAUCACUAACACUGAGCAAAAUGGCCCUGGGCUACGGACAUGAAAGUUCAGUCCAAAGCAAUUAUUUAGCCGAAUAGUAGUGUUCAAUUAGCAAUAUGCAGUUACAUGAACAAAUGCAACAUUAAAAAUUACAUCAGUGCUGUCCUGGUCAGAGGGAAGUGAAUUCACAACCAAAAGUGCACUGGAAGAAUCCCACCCGAACCAGAAGCAAUGGCAACUUCAGCAUGCAACUCCUAGGCACUGCUUCCUUCCUCAAGUACAUUUAAUUUUAUUCAUUUACAAGCCAUACACAAUAACCAGGGCUCUACUGACAUAUUAAUACACAGGACUGGACGCUAUGAAAGACUGACUGAGCUUUUCUGGGUUGUGAGGAUUUUCUUUUACAGAUGAAAGUCACUCCUUAAAGCAUAAUAUGAACUCAAAAAAGAGGUAAGGCACACAGAGCAAUCAAAGGAUACAGUUUCUAGCGGGUCUCUUCAUAAUUUUUGCAGCACAGUUGCACGAAAAGAGCUCCUAAUAUAGCUGGCAAAGAAAAAUCAUUAAUCGUAACAGUGACAAUUCAGAGAAAAAAAGAAAAUCCUAAAAAAAAGAGUCUUGUAUAUUUCAAAUAAUGUAUUUAAAUUUCACUUUGGUGCCUCUUAUUCAAAAUCUUUUUCCAGUUUGGCAUUUUCCUACUUGUAAAUAGUUUUUUUAUAUCUGUUCCUGUUUGACAAAGUGGGCUUUUUAAAUGCUUAUUUUUAUUUUACUUUUAUAAUAAAACCCUAAAAUUAAUUCUCUUGUCUAUGCUUGCUGUGAUUUUUCCAUAUCUUUCAAGUGGAGUUAUUGAAGAUUUAGCAUUUCAGUUUUAGUCAUUGAUACAAGAGCAUGCUGAUUUCCAAAUACUAAAAUAAAUAA
Molecule: messenger RNA, 3811 nt
Organism: Manacus vitellinus (golden-collared manakin)
Lineage: Eukaryota; Metazoa; Chordata; Aves; Passeriformes; Pipridae
Gene: NFKB1
Product: nuclear factor kappa B subunit 1
Exons: 24
Coding region: 43-2994 (983 amino acids)
Biological process (GO): innate immune response; non-canonical NF-kappaB signal transduction; canonical NF-kappaB signal transduction
Cellular component (GO): cytoplasm
Molecular function (GO): RNA polymerase II cis-regulatory region sequence-specific DNA binding; DNA-binding transcription factor activity, RNA polymerase II-specific; protein binding
Source: RefSeq, a predicted model, not a curated record